Molecule: messenger RNA, 435 nt
Organism: Cryptosporidium ubiquitum
Lineage: Eukaryota; Apicomplexa; Conoidasida; Eucoccidiorida; Cryptosporidiidae
Exons: 2
Coding region: 1-435 (144 amino acids)
Biological process (GO): vacuolar proton-transporting V-type ATPase complex assembly
Source: RefSeq, a predicted model, not a curated record
AUGUCUAAAGAGCAAGUUAAGUCUAAGGAUUCUUGUGUAGGUCCUGCUCCAUUUGGGAUUUCAAAAGUGCUAAAGGAGUCCUCAAACAAGAAGGUUUUGACUGAGUUCGUGCUAUUUACUCUCUGUUUAGUGCUCCUCCCGUGUGGGUUAUUCUUUUCGAGCCACAUUUUUCUAAGGAGAUUUCUGCCAGAGCAGUCAAUUUCAGUUGUUUCUGCCGUAUUUUCGGUAAUUCUGGUAAAUAUCAUAUGUGGAAUAUAUGUAUAUAGGAAAAGGGAGAAUGGCAGAAUAUGGGUCCACCUUCCACACCAAUAUCUAACAAUUCAGAGUCCAGAAAGGCCAGAUAGGUGUUUAUUUAACCCAAAAUUGACUUUGUACUUUACAGAAUCUAUUUUAUUUUUAAGUAUUUAUAUUUUCUACAGUUCUUUUCAUGUAUAG